Molecule: messenger RNA, 2320 nt
Organism: Bolinopsis microptera
Lineage: Eukaryota; Metazoa; Ctenophora; Tentaculata; Lobata; Bolinopsidae
Product: kelch-like protein 20
Exons: 13
Coding region: 288-1955 (555 amino acids)
Molecular function (GO): protein binding
Source: RefSeq, a predicted model, not a curated record
AGCUUAGAAACAGGGCAUGUAGAUGCUAGAUACAGGGAAUACAACUAAAAUAGAAGAGUGACAGAGUUCUACAGCUCGUUAGCAGACUCUAUCAUGGAGCUUGUCAAUUCUACUGUUGUAAUGUACUCGGAGGAACAUGGCACCAAGAUGUUGAAGCACCUCCGUCAGCUGUGGGAUGACGAGCUGUACUGUGACGUGGUACUGAAGGUUGGAGACAAACUUAUCAAGUCCCACCGGGUGGUGUUGUGUGCUGGCAGCAGGUAUAACUUGUCAGGUAUUUCUCCACAAUGUUGACGUCAGGAUUGCGGGAGAGCAGCCAAGAUGACCCGAUAGAGAUCCAAACUGUUGACCCAAGAGCAGCUGAGCUCCUCAUCAAGUACAUUUACUGUGGAGAGAUCCAGCUAGAUGAUCAGUUGGUUGAGCACGUUUUGUACGCGGCUGACUUGUUCGACAUUCCCGAAGCAGUGAAUCUGUGCUGUAAAUUCCUCCUCCGAUCCCUGACUCCCUACAAUUCUCUUUACACGCUCAGACUUGGUGACAUGCACAACAACCAGGAGUUAUAUAACGCAGCUUUGACAGUGGUAUCCUCCCAAUUCACAGAGGUGGUGAAAUCAGUUGAUUUUAUAUCAGCUCCUCCCAACCAAGCAAUCGAUCUGCUUUCUAGUGAUGAUCUCAAUGUCAAAACGGAAAUUAUCGUUCUUCAGGGAGCGUUAGCAUGGCUGGAACACUGUGACCUGCUAAGAGACUGCAAACCUGUACCAUCUGGAGAUAGCAUGGAGACAAGCACAGACCAGGAAAAUGAAAUUGUUGAGGCUGUAAAGCCGCUGACGGCCGGCGAAGAGAGGAUAAGAAGAGAAAUGCUGGCCACAGUCAGAUACCCCCUUCUUCCCCGGUCCUAUCUAGAGGGACUAGGGGAUGACAUAGUUACCCUUGUGUGUAGAGACCAGUUGAAAGAUGCUCUUAGAGAACGGAAAUCACUUCCGGAACUAAGGAGGCCGGUAACAUUACGAAAGGGCAUGCAUUAUAACAAGAUUUACAUCGCUGGAGGGGCAGGAUCAAGUCUAGCGGAGCUAUCCCACCCGAAACUGAAGAUGGAGAUGUUUGAUCCAGUGCAGGAUGAGUGGGUUAAACAGCCGGAACCUGACUUCAUGUCAACCACCCCUCAUGUGGGCAGUUUAGCUUGUAUGGAGGACUACCUUUAUGUGAUCGGAGGUUCUGAUAACUCAGGAAAGCCGAAGAAGUUGGUACACAGACUGAACAUAGUGACUGGGGUCUGGGAAGCGGUUAGUCCUCUAAUCACCAGUACCACUAAACCGGGGGUUUGUGUCACGUACCGUGGGAUCUACGUUGGGGGCGGGUGGGACGGUACCAGUACUCAGUCUACAUUUGAGAGAUACGAAGCAUCAACUGGCAUGUGGAAAAAGCUGAGAUCAAUGAACCGAUCUAGGAUGGAGUUCCCCAUGAUCAGCUGUGCAGGAAAGAUUUACAGUAUCUGCGGGAAUACGAGCGACUACUCUAAUGUCGCGCAGUCGCUAGAAGUGUAUGAUCCUGUAGAUAACGGCUGGGUUGAGCUACAACCCACCAUCCGACCCCGGUGGUGUCCCGGAGCUGCUGCCAUCAAGGACUUCAUCUUCAUCUGCGGUCUUCCCGGAAAAGACAGGGCCGGUCUCAGACAGGCUGAUAAAAUGUACACUGUCGAGAGGUUCAGUCCAGCUACAGGACAAUGGAACAUAAUGCCAGCUCUCAGUAAUCCGGUAGGAGGGGCCUGUCUGGUUAAUGUUCAGGAUAUUCUUUAUGUGCUGGGUGGAAGUGAUGGUACUGCCCCUCUUGCUUCCUGCUCUACUGCUCAACGGUACGAUGCUGACGCACAAGCAUGGAAAAGUAUACCUCCAAUGUACCUGGCUCGGGUUGGGGCUUCAGUAGCAGUCACUGGAGUUAAACUUGAACGUUCAUAACUUCAGUUUUAAAGUGUCCAGUCACGAACUGUGGAGUGCGGAUAAACUUCACGAACGCAGAAUUUCGAAAAAUCGGCUGCAAUUGUACAAUGAACAAUGAACAUACUGAUACUGAAAUUUGUCACACUUUGAGCAUCCUCUUUAUCGGACGCUUUAUGUGGCAAUUCUGACAGUAGUGGGACUUAAAAGCAUCGUGAUUGUUGGACUACUAGUAACAUAAAAUUAAACACUUUUGAACUGACCAUUAUCUGUAAAUAAUAUUUGUUUUGAUUAAAUUAAAUUUGCCGGACAAUUCUUUUAUUAUUUUCUGCAUUACUCAUGUAUUUUUACAUUAUAGCUAUGAUUGAUCAUAAUUUGCAUCGGUC